Molecule: messenger RNA, 1611 nt
Organism: Leptopilina boulardi
Lineage: Eukaryota; Metazoa; Arthropoda; Insecta; Hymenoptera; Figitidae
Exons: 4
Coding region: 168-566 (132 amino acids)
Biological process (GO): septate junction assembly
Source: RefSeq, a predicted model, not a curated record
UCUUUUAUAGAAUGGAAACAGAAUUCAGUUGGAAAGUGGGGACGCCGUUAGUAGUCUUUCAGUUGCGAUCGUGCUUUUGUGUUGAACGCAGAGUACUAUCAGCGCAGGACGUAUUUACGCAUUCAUUCAUUCAAAAACAAAAAAAAAUUCAAAUAACAUAAUUGAAAAUGGUGUCUGUUUCGAGGCUCUCGUUAAUUAAAUUUCUAGAACUUGCAGUGGUAAUUAUCCUCUUGAUAUUGCAUUGUUAUUCUGACGAUGUUGGAUUCCAACAGCAUAUUCGCUUCUUAACAAUGGGCACCAUAGGAGGCUAUCUUAUAAUUUUAGUCGGAUUAUUCGCUGGAGGUCUUAUGAGCACUCCAGUCAAUCGCCGAGUGGAUUUAUUUUAUAGUGUCAUUGGAUGUGCACUAUUCAUGGUGAUUGGAAUUUUAAAUAUCAAUGCAUUCUCUAAUAUCUUUGGCUUCAGCAAAUCUCACAAAGAUACAGGCAUUGCUAAAGGAUCAAUGGCAAUCGUUGAAGGUGUUUUGUUCCUUUUUGAUGCAUUCCUCACAUUUAGAGGAGAAGCUUAAAUAAUUUUUUUUUUAUUUCUCAUAAGGGACUGCUCGAGACUAUUUAAAAACAAGUCGUUAAACUCAUUUAGAGUUGCAAAAAAUAUAUAUAUAUAAAUUGAAAAAAUUAAUUCGAUUCAAAUAAUCAGUUCACAUUAAAUUAUAUUACAAAUAAACUUUGUUUUAUAAAUAUAAUAAUUUGAUCAAUUAAUCAAGUAACUGAUUAUUUAAAUCAAUUGUAAGUUUCUUUUCAUUGCACUCUGUAUAAAUUGCCAUCAAGUCCAACUUUACAUUAUGUUAACAAAAAUGUAUAUUUUAUAUUUAUUAAUUUUUCUACUAUUAAAAAAAAAAGAAGACUUAAUACUCUAUUCUAUAUUUGCGAACGACAAAAUGAAAAUUAAUUACUUAAUGGUGCUUAGAAAAAAAAGUUUUGCACUUUACAAAUAUUUAAUUACAAUAUUGUCAAUUGAGAUUCAUGUUUAAAUAUCGUUAAAUUUGCACAGAUAUUUUUUUUUGUACACGCGUAUAUUUGAUAAAAUAUUUAUUAUAUUUUUCUAAUGUUUCUUAAUUGUUAAGAAUUUACCUGAGACAAAAUACGUCAAAAGUACAAAAUACUCAAAAAAAAAAAAAAAAAAAUGCCUUAUAUAAUAUUGAGAGAGUCCCUUUUUAUUAAGUUAAGAUAAAUAAUAUAAUGUUCGUAUAUUUAGGCUAAUUUCACGAAUUCAUUUGUCAUUAUAAAUUGUAACAUUUUUGUGAAAGUUCAACAUUAAUAUGCCUCUGCGGAAUAUCAUUCAGUUCAGUAACUGUUUGCUUAACACUCUCUGCUUACAAAGCAGAAUUUUUUUUCUACUGCGCACAUAUAUAUAUAUAUAAAUAAAUGUGUAGAAAUAGAAGAUGACUUAGCUUAUGACUGUUAUACACAUUAAAAAAUCGUGAAAUUUAUUUAUCUUAUUUAUAAAUUUUGUAUUGCUGUUAUAUUUAAGAAACAUAAUUAGAAUAUUUAAUAUCUUGUGUAUUUUUUGAAGAAAAAUCUAAUUUAAUAAAAUUUCUUUGUUCAGUAACGUAA